Messenger RNA from Nycticebus coucang (slow loris), 8754 nucleotides. RefSeq names its product CDP-diacylglycerol synthase 2 (gene CDS2). Gene Ontology annotation, cellular component: endoplasmic reticulum membrane. The record is from RefSeq and is a predicted model, not a curated record. Gene Ontology annotation, molecular function: phosphatidate cytidylyltransferase activity. The transcript has 13 exons. The coding region runs from base 394 to 1731 and encodes 445 amino acids. NCBI's taxonomy places the organism in Eukaryota, Metazoa, Chordata, Mammalia, Primates, Lorisidae.
CAAUGUGCGUCUUUCUAUUCUGCGCCGCUCCGCCUCCGGCGACCCGCCUCCCUGGUGUCUCGGCGCUUUUAGCGCUUCUGGGUGAUGGCGGCGGUGCGCCUGCGCGUUCGCUCUGAGCCCUCCUCCCGGGAGGGGGAGCUAGCGGGCCAGAGCUAGGGACUGUCCGCCGAGCUCUGUCCGGGUGAAAGGGUGGCGGCGCCGCAGGCUGCCGGCCGGGCUGCGGAGGGGGCUGCGGAGGGGCCUGCGAGCCGCUACGGGGCCGCGCGCCGCUCGGGCGGGGCGGGGCGGGGCCGGGCGGGGCCAGUCGAGGGAGCUCGCGCGUGCCCGCACAGGCCUAUCACUCUCGGCUGCUGAGCUACCUGCCUGCGGCGACGUCUGUCAGGAAUCUCCAGCAUGACUGAACUGAGGCAAAGGGUGGCCCAUGGGCUGGAUGCACCGCCCGAGGACAAGGAGUCAGAGUUAGAAGCAAAGUUAGAUGCAGAGACUGCAUCGGAUAGUGAGAGCCGGACGGAGCCUGCUCCCCCGCCAGCCCCUGCAGACGAUACUCCAGAGGUCCUCAACAGGGCCCUUUCCAACUUGUCUUCAAGAUGGAAGAACUGGUGGGUGAGAGGCAUCCUGACUUUGGCCAUGAUUGCAUUUUUCUUCAUCAUCAUUUACCUGGGACCAAUGGUUUUAAUGAUAAUUGUGAUGUGUGUUCAGAUUAAGUGUUUCCAUGAGAUCAUCACUAUUGGCUACAACGUCUACCACUCCUAUGACUUGCCCUGGUUCAGGACCCUCAGCUGGUACUUUCUACUGUGUGUGAACUAUUUCUUCUACGGUGAGACAGUGACAGAUUACUUCUUCACCCUGGUCCAGAGAGAGGAGCCUUUGCGGAUCCUUAGUAAAUACCACCGGUUCAUUUCCUUUACUCUCUAUCUAACAGGAUUCUGCAUGUUUGUAUUGAGUCUGGUCAAGAAGCAUUAUCGACUACAGUUCUACAUGUUUGGCUGGACUCAUGUAACAUUACUGAUUGUUGUAACCCAGUCACAUCUUGUUAUCCACAACCUGUUUGAAGGAAUGAUCUGGUUCAUUGUCCCCAUUUCUUGUGUGAUCUGUAAUGACAUCAUGGCCUAUAUGUUUGGCUUUUUCUUUGGUCGGACCCCACUGAUCAAGCUCUCUCCGAAGAAGACCUGGGAAGGCUUCAUUGGGGGCUUCUUUGCUACUGUGGUAUUUGGCCUUCUGCUGUCCUACGUGAUGUCUGGGUACAGAUGCUUUGUUUGCCCCGUGGAGUACAACAACGAUACCAACAGCUUCACUGUGGACUGUGAGCCCUCGGACCUGUUUCGCCUGCAGGAGUACAACAUUCCUGGGGUGAUCCAGUCGGUCAUUGGCUGGAAAACAGUCCGGAUGUACCCCUUCCAGAUUCACAGUGUUGCCCUCUCCACCUUUGCCUCACUCAUCGGUCCCUUUGGAGGGUUCUUCGCAAGUGGAUUCAAACGAGCCUUUAAAAUCAAAGACUUUGCCAAUACCAUUCCUGGCCAUGGAGGCAUCAUGGAUCGCUUUGACUGCCAGUAUCUGAUGGCCACCUUUGUCAAUGUGUACAUCGCCAGUUUUAUCAGAGGCCCUAAUCCGAGCAAACUGAUUCAGCAGUUCCUGACCUUGAGGCCAGAUCAGCAGCUCCACAUCUUCAACACUCUUCGGUCUCACCUGAUUGACAAAGGGAUGCUGACAGCUGCCACAGAGGACGAGUAGGGACCACCAGGGCUGGGAGAACAGGAACAGGACUGAGCGAGGGACGGGUCUCCAAGGCAAGCCCUGCUGCCAUGACUAACACAAUGACAAGGCUUCAACUCACUAUCUUUUUUUUUGUUUUGUUUUUUGUAGGAUGUUUUUUAUUUGUGGAUUCAAAAAAACCUGUAUAUAUAGUCUAUGAUUUUAUGACUUGGGUUGUGAGUAAGCUGUAGCUUUGAGUUGGAAAGAAGUCACGGGGGUAAAACCAUUUGAGUUUUUUAAACAAAAGUAUUCAACAAUCUGGAAGACGAUGAUGCCCAGCUCAGGAGUGUGUCUGCUUGGUGGUUCAAGACUCCAUCAACUGAACUGUCUCUGAGCGCAUACAGACACAGACGUUCACCUGUGUCUGACCAGUUUGGAGGGCUUCUGCACUGUGUCAGGGGUCACAGCGCGACUGUCUUUGCUGUACUGGAGAUCUUUUCACCUGGUCUUUUCUAGAAAUCCCAGCUUGGAGCCUUGGGAGGGUUGCCUUCUGUAGGAAGGACAGAUGGAUACUUAUUAAUCAGAUAAAUACUCUGUCCUGCACAGUGUAAAUUAGCUCUGCUUUAUAGUAUGGUUUUACCUUACUUCAUCAGACUGAAAGAAAGUUUCAGUUUUUAUUUUUUUCAGAAAGCACGAAAAAUUAUUUAUAAUAGUCUGGAGAAAAAACACACUGUACUAUUUCAAAUGUAUGCAGUAGAAUGUACUGUAACUGAGCCCUUUGCCACGUGUUUUCAGCUCAAGUGUCUCCUGUAGGGCAGUCAGCUAACUGUGUUAUUUUCAGGGACAAUGCCGGCCACAUUUGUGCUGUAGACUGCUGCUGCCGAGUCCUUUCUGGGGCCUUCCCUUUAGGCAGGGAGCAGAGGCCUGUCGAUCAUGCACCCUUUGCCUGAACACCCAUGUAGCUGCUGUGUUAUGUAUAUUUCACUUGUAUAUAUAUCUGUGAAUUUAUUUUAAAAGUCACUUAUUUCUUACAGUAAUGUUAGUUGUACCACAACUUCUUCAUUGAAAUCACAAAGUCCUGCUUAAAAGUAUGGAAAACUUAACCUGAUUAGAGGCUCGAUUAUUUUGAAGAUUAAAUGCACACUUUUUAUAUAAUGUGACCGGUUUAAAUGUAUUUUGUAUUUGACUGGGAUACCUUUUGUUGUUAUUUGCUUAAGCUGAUUUAUUUUUUCCCUCCCUAAUUAUAGGGGUGAGAUUGAUUUCAGGAAGACAGAUUAGUCUUUGUCAGACCAACAAGCGAUGGAGCAUGGGGGAGAGAACAUGUUACCCAAAUGUGUUAAAUUAUUCUGUGCCACAGCUGCUUUCAUUGCCAAUGACUUGCUUCAGCAUGUUGGUCUAGUCCUAGUUUGUGUUGUUUUUGCUUGUAAAUUAGCCUCACUGCCUCCCUCAAAGCUCAUGGUCAGCCCAGGCCUCCCAGUCUCCAAGGCAUUGGGUAGACAACAGAGCCCUCAAGGUGUUUCAGCCCAUGUGUCACUGUGUGACUUCCCACAUGCAUGCAGGGUUGAAGUGGCUUCUUUCCUUUGAACUUUUACUUCAUUUCAGCUUUUUGGCUUUUCCUGUUUAGGUCCAAGGCCUUCUUAAAAACCAAACAUGUGUGGUCUUGGGCAGGAUGCGUUGCACUCAGGGGCCUCACUUUCCCGUGCUGGCUUCCCAUGUCUCUGUUCUGCAGUUCGGGCUCAGCAAGUUCACAUCCCUAGAGGCUCCUGUGGGUACCAAGUUAUGUCCCGGGUGCCCAAAAGGGAAGUGCUUUCAGGCUUUUCUGAACGCUUGUCCUCAAGACAAAUCAGUAUCUCAGCAGUAGUGACAGGUGAUCAGUAAUGAGAUUGUAGUUUUCUGAUUGGAGAGUGAACCCUGGAUCACCAAACUAGAUACAGCAGGGCAUCCAUUUGUCUCUAUUGUGCCACUGUGGGCAAAUUAUAGAGUCCUUGAGAAUAGUAGUCUCACUGGUACCCAACAGCAGAGGCUCUCCUCCAGUGGGGCAGCCUUAGGGGUCGGAGCCUGGCAGCAGCAUGUGAAGCUUGCGUUCCUUUGUGGACAGGUCACUGAUAAGGUUCUUGGAAGCAGAAGCCAAAUGCUCACUGGAGCUGCCCCCAGGAAGUCCAGGGGAUUGGCUGGGCCUUAGUUUCUUCUGAUUUCUCCUUUGCUUCCCUGUCGUCAGGAGAGCAGCACCAUCUUUUGUCUGUGGAGCACGGUGCACCUCCUCCUGUGUACAGACAGAUGCCGCUGUGCUGACACACACUCACGCCGGGCUUAAUGAGUGGCACAACUUGCUUUAUAUACACUUUUUUUUUUUUUUAAUCAGAAAUAAAGUGUGACUGAAACCAUGCGCCCCUCCUUGUGUGAAUUCACUGUUUACUACUUCCAUGCAUGGUUCUAAACAACCUUUGAUUAGGUAUUAUUUAUUUAUAAAUACUGUAUUUAUAAAUUUCUGUAUUCAGAAAUACCGCAUAGACCUGAUUUAGAUGUUUUUCUUUGUUUUCUAACUUGUAUCCUCUGCAUUUUCACAGCCACUUUCUAAGAUGCCUCAGGUGAGAGUCACAAAUACCGGGGAGGGAACUUCCCGGGUGUGACGUGGUGCUGUCAGGAUGACUUCAGUCCACAGGACUAGCCCUGCCUGCCUUUGGGCGUGGAGUGUGAGUGCGCCUGGGAUGUGGUGCUUUUCCCUCUCUCCAGUCAUGAGGCCUGGCCUGAGCCAAGUUGGAGCUUAAACUGCUAUUAGCUCAUAACUGAUGGAAUAAGGAGUUGAUGAAGGAAGGAUCUCAGAAACCACUGCUGACACUUAAAAUGAGAAGGUGGCUGUCCCCACACAGGAGCUCUGCCUGUGACUGCUCACAGGGCACCAGGCCUUUUCCUUAGUGUAUGUGCAUGUGGCCCUCUUAACUGCUUUCCGCAUCUCAAAAGUACAUGCUUCACGUUUUAUGCCUAAAAGUGAAAUCCUCUAAGGCAGUCUGGGUCUUAUGUAUGUUUUUUAUUAUUAUUUUUCAUUUGGCCAUCUGUUUAUGUGUUGUCUAUAUGUUUAUUAUUUUUGUCUGUUGCAUGGUCUGAGCAUUUUAGUAGCCACCAUAUUAACUACAUAUAAAAUGUAUCUGUUCUUAGAGUUGUACAGUUCUGUGUAAUGUAAUGUAUGAGAACUACUCUUCACAUCCAUUGAAACUAGUCUCUUUUCAUGGGGGUGAAAUGUAACUUUUAACCUAUACAGGUGGACUUUGAAGCCUUCUUUAUGGAAUUUAUACCCCCCCCCACACACACACACUGGGCUUUUAUCCUGUAACUUGACCUGUAUUAUGCAAGAAAAUUCCCAAAAUGUAUUUUAAGGGAGACUGUACCGAUUCUGCAAUUUGAGUUUAAGCUGGUUGCUGAGUUGGCCAGAGCCUGAUUCAAAAGGACCCUUGAGCUCAAUGGACCCUUGAGAUCUUUGCAUUGUCAGUGAGCUCCUGGCUGGCUCAGGUCCAUCCUUGCUGUUGACAGAGUUGGGCAGGGGAAGAAUGUGAAUGGCUCAGGGCAAAAACUGGCCUUGCUCAGAGAAUUGUUCAGCAGUGGCCUGUUCCUUAUGAAGCCAGCCCUAGGUGGAUUUCUAAGGGAGUAGAUUUUUAUCACUCUAUGAAUGAGGUCCAUUCCUGCUGGAACACUGAGUUUUAGUAACAUCUUAGGCUCUGUUGUCUUACAUUUGGGCCCACAUUUCUUGCAUACUGGGAGUAUGUGCUGAGGAAAGAGUGGGGUGGGGAGGGGGGUGAUUUCGCUUGGAUCCAGGCUUCUGUUCUUCUGAGGCCAGGGUGAGGAGGAAAGGCUAGGGGAAGGAUGCAGGUGACCAUUGUGGACACAUCACAAGACAGUAAGCUGUGGCUGGAUUUGGCACUUGUUCUUGUCUGGGCACAAGGCUCCAGAGAGCAGCUAGAACCAACCAUCAGCUCCUGAAGACAGGGACUAAUACUGGGCAGAGCCUCAUGUUCUUCCCUGCCUUGGCCAAACAAUCUUCCUUUUCCCUUUAUCACCCUCCACAUAGCUGCCCAGCUUCCACUUUUUAAAGAAAUUAACAGUUCCCACUUCCUAACUUAGUCCCCCUUGUUGGGUUGGGGCCCCACGGCACAGGCUGUAUGGGGUGUUGGGGUUUGGGCCAAGUGGUGAUGAGGGGUUCUUAUGUUAGGGCUCUGCCCACCCUACCUCCUUUUGGGCCUGGACUUUUCCCUCCCAUAUCCCUCCAAAGGGUGGGCCUCACUCUCAGGAAGAGUCCCAGCUGCUGUUUCUACAUCAGGCUGGCCAGUAGUGGCCUUGCUCACCUGGGCUCAAGGUGGGUGGAGCCUGUUCUCACCUGGGGCUGUCUCUUUAUGAAGCCUCUCACCUGUUUGUAUGGGGACCAUGUUUUCUAAGGCACAGACAUUUCCACUUUGAGGGUAGUUCAGAAGGUGUACAUGCUUCAGAUGCUGAAGUGUGGGGAUUUUUAGGACCUGUGGAUGAUUUAUGAGAAUAGAGAGGCAGACUAUGUACAGUCUAAGGUUUUAUGGACAGUGGAUUUUAAAUCUUUUUGCUGUUUGAAGACUCUAUCCUCUCCCCUUCUCUUCUCCACCAGAUAGAGGCCCUAUCUACUGAGAUGCCUACUCUUUUUAUUCAUGAGCCAGUGAGAUAUCAGCAGUGUGUUCAUUAAUGAUUGCAAUAUUAUAGUGCUUGAUAUGUGCCAGGCACAGUGCUAAGGGUUUACAUACGUUAUCCCUUUUAAUCCCGAGAACAACCUUUGAUGGGGUAUUAUCCAUUUUACAGAUGAGGAAACUAAGGCAUUGUGACUGAGGUUGAGAGCAGUGGUUAAGAAGACAGACUUUGGGCUCAUACAGCCCUAGGUCAGAGCAAGUUCCUAGGCUGCUUUAAGUUCUCGCCUCCAACCUGGUUGGCUCUUAUAAUAGUGCCUUGUCUAUGGGGGUUCUGACAAUUUAAAGAGAUAAAGCAUGUAAGCAAUUAGCACAGUGCCUGGCACAUAGUAAGUGCUCAAUAAAUGAUAGUUUCUUCUCUUGAACUCAGCUAGUAGCUUGAUCCAGCUUGGUGUAUGCCAGAGGCUGGGUUCUUAGCCACGACACUGCUACCAUCCAGCACACAGCCCAGGUUCUUCUUAGAGGAGCAAACUAACCUUAUCACCCCCUGGCAGCAUCUAGGCGUGCCUCACAUGUCAUUAAGAAGGACAGCCUAACAAAAGGAAGGAGGCAGUGAGGGUGUUUGGAAAUUCUGUCCUUAAUGGGAAUGGCUGCCCUGACAAUCUUGCCCACUUCCUGUGCCCGUGGUUUAGACCGCCCAUGGGAAGGAGGCCAGUUCCUCUUGCCUGGUGGUGCAUCCACUCUGGGCAGUGAAGGCCUGUCUGUGACGUGCUCUGGACCCCAUUUUCUCCUCUGACCAACACUGUACCUUGUACACACAGCUCGAGAACCUGCAGCAGUUUGUACGUUGUGGGGCGGGGAGGCUGAGAAGAGUAGGGAAAAUAAAACUGCAGUGAGUGUGGGAACUGUACACACCAAAAGUCUGAAAGACCUGCCCACACCGGUACAACGCAGUCAAGUGGGGCCUUGUGUUUCCUUCUUUCUUAAAAGUAUUAACAUGAUAGAUGUGGGCAACCCAUUGAGAACAGCUGGUGUACGGUGUUUCUGUCAGAUUCUAGGUUAGCAGAGGAUCAAAUGCGUGAUUCACACAGAACUGAGUGAAAAAGUUCCUGUAAGUUAAUUUUCUGAACAGAGACGGGAAUUGGGAAGGGUGUGUGUGUGAAGGGAGGCUUCGUCACUUUGAAGGCCCAGUGGAAUUCUUAAGCUAACUGAAUAGUAACAGUGUAGAGCUGUGGGCCUGAGUGUGGAUUAUUUCCUGGUGUUAGUGGGACCUGAUAGCCCAUUGCUGGCAUUUGAAUUGGUCUCUCUCCUUCAGUUAAUGAGUGAAGUAAUGAUAGUGCCAUGAAAUAGGAGAAGAUGGCUUGGGGGUCUCAGCAGCAGCUACUGUGAUGGGUUAAUCUUGAGCUUGCCCUAGAGGGUCCCCUUGCCCUUCUGGGCUCAUGUUUCCAGGUCUGAUGCUUCCUCCCUCAUUUUUCCAUCGAAUGGACCCAGGGCAGACUUUUGUCCACAGAAAAGUCUCCACACAGGUGGAGGGCAAGGGACCUCUGGACAAGAGCCUGCAGCCGAGGGCCAACUCUAACAGAGGCAGCCCAGCGAACGCUUAUAUGGCUGUUGGGACCAGAAAACAACUUGGAAAUCUCAUGCAGGGAAGUUUGAAGCUCAUCAAUUGUUUUUCAGAGUUGAUGCUGAUUGCAAGUUUUAAUUUUUACUAAUGUUUAAUACCUUCUAAAACAGAUGGAGAAGAUCACACAGGAAUCCCCUCUGUUUUGGGAGAGUCUUAGGGAAACCUGGUGUUUUUGGUGAGUUAUGCAUAGCUGUGGACGUCCUUCUUAAUUCUCUUCACUUUGAGAAUUUAUUUAACCUGAAAGUGCCCCAAACAUAGAAAUGGCCUUCCCACCCGCUUUGGGAGCCACCUGUGCUCGGAGUGCCAGGUAGUCAUAUGGGGCCAUUCCCAGUGAACAAGCCUCCCAGAGGUCGGCUGUGUGUGCCCUGGCCCUCCUGCCUCUGUGACGAGGCAGAGCACCCCCCAGUCAGUUUCUCUGCUUCUCCCUUUGUAAAGUAGAUGGACACUGUGGAAUUUGUCCUGUACUGAUAGGCUGUGUGUUGAUACUCGGUUUUACCAUCCUCAGACAGCGACUUGCAACAGCGCUUGGGGGUGUGGGUCCACGUGGCAGUCCUUGUAGCCUCCCCACGUAGGUGUGUGCCUGUGCGCUCCUGCUGUGCUGUCUCCCCAGCUUGAUGUCCACUCAGUCACCAUGUGCUGCGGUUGAUCUUCCUCUGUGCACUUCUGACCAGUGUCGACCGAUACAUGUAGGUUCUUUCUUCACACGGUGUUAACAUGAUACGUGUACAUUGGAAAGUAUUUAACUUAUUUAUAUAUCUGAAUGUUCCUACUACACAAAUAAACAUAUAUUAAAUUCUA